Dendroctonus ponderosae (mountain pine beetle) is the source of this 1744-nucleotide messenger RNA. RefSeq lists its product as uncharacterized. Lineage: Eukaryota; Metazoa; Arthropoda; Insecta; Coleoptera; Curculionidae. The transcript is spliced from 5 exons. Bases 330 to 938 code for a protein of 202 amino acids. The record is from RefSeq and is a predicted model, not a curated record.
ACUUUGUUGAGUUCCAUUCACUUUCGACUCGACGUCGGGUUAGCGCAGUUCAGUGACGCCGCUGGUCGACUUUUACCUUCGGUUCUGCUGGCAGCAACCCAUCAAAAGAGCCGUAUGGGAGGAUUGCCGGAGGAAAUUUGGUGCGGUGACUCAGAUUGGGAAUAACUCGUUUGGCUUGUCUGAUCGACCAACUGGUCUUCUGGCAGUGGAAAUUCGCGUUUGUCGAGCACCCCAAUGCCUACAAGUGACUCAAACAUGUUGUAAUUGUGGAAAAACGCGGGCAACGUUCGGAAAAUCGAUAGCCAAGUGGCAUUAAACACGGUUACAAAAUGUCCGGAGCCGUCUACCGACCCACAACUGUCCAAUAUGAGUCCAACAGUCCCCCAGAACGCAGGCAGCACAGACCGAUCUCCUAUCUGGCCUCUAUUUCCCAUAGAGCCACUCCAUGUGUUACGAACCUGACGUGGAGAAAAUCGCUCAAUCUUGCUCUGAUAUGCAGUUGCUGGACGCUUUUUGCUAUUGGAAUUUUCAUGGUAAUGAAAGGCAGCAUUGGAUACAGCGAAUCAUCAGACGAAGUUCGAGAUACGUACUUUGUAGUCACCUUGACUGGGGCCGCUCUCAUUGGCCUAGCCUUCUUAAUUUUUCUAAUCUACUUGAGAAUCAAGGGACAGUUUAAGCGCGAGCCUAAAGACCAUAUGGGUUCCUCAAGUGGCCAGAACCUGACGGUAAAUCCUUCGACAGACUUGUUGGUAACUGCACAGUAUGCACCUGUUUCGGAAGUGGUGUAUGAACGAACGAAAUGCGACGAUCCUGAGCAGAGCAAGCUGAUGCCGCAAGGAAACAAGGAAAUUAGUAACGAAGACGCCGACCGAAUGGUGGAAAACGACCCACGAAUCGUCUUGCGGCCUCUCAACGCUGCAAUGAACGAGGAAGUUUAAGCUGAAUGGUUCAAAGUUCAAAAAGUCCCUCUUUGGAACCUUUAUAUAGACCCAAAGCGCACCAGCAUGGUAAAUAUUUGCCCACCUAAGAAACUACUCCUGUCCUACUUCGUGCCGAGCAGGUAAACAGAUUGAGGAAUUCUUACUGUUGAUUGCAGAUAUUUGCGAUUUCGCGCUGUCCUUUCACUAAAAUUGUUUAAACAAGCUCUAAACCUCAUUGCAUACGCAAGUAGCAUCUGCUGAACUUAAUCACUUAGUGACUCUAUACUUUUGAAGCUUUCAGCUUGCGAAAGUUUUCAAACCACCCAAUUGUAGUCAAUUGUAAAAGUUCCUUUAUAGGACUUUUAUCGCACUGCGCUCCUGGAACAAUAUCUUUAAAAUCUCUAAAUGAGUGGAACAAGGGUAAGCAGUAAAUAGCUGCAUAGUGGUUCUUGUUCAACUCAUUGCAAAGGUUCCCGAAUUGUAUCGCUGCGCCCAAUUUAAUGGGAUAUAUCUAUACUACUCUAAGUACCCUUAAUAAUAAAAUAAGAAGUUAUUUAUUUAACGUUAUAGUAAUAUGCAUUAGCGACUACUUUGGUCUACGAGUGAUUCGGCAAGCUUGUUUUCGAUGGCAACAAACGCUGAUCAGAUUGGUUUUUUUAUGUCUUAUUAAAAACUUAAGUUACUUUAUGCAGCAUUUUACAAUAUUGGUAAUCAGUUGUUGUUUUAGCACUUAGAAGAUGCGUUGAGAUUGUUUUUUUUAACUUUAUAUACUGUAAUUUAUUGUCAAGGUUUAAUUGAUAAAGUACGUAUUUUUUUAUCACGCA